ACCGGGCUGAAAUGUUAUGCGACCAGUUUUCUAUAAUAUAAUCUUGCUUUAAUUCAGUGAUCGAAGUUAUAUUAACCUAUUUUCGAAUGAUGUGGUAGAAUUCUACCCUUCGAAUUUCUGCUGUUAAAUUUGCACUUGUAGACACAUUGCAGCAUUUUUUUUCUCACGUGAGAGCUAAUGGAAGUCUCUUUGAAGAUGUCAAAAACCUUGAUUUUACAAAUCUUUAUAGUUGUAAACAUUUUAAUGUGCACCGCACUUAGAUCAGCUGCUAGGGAAAAGAAAGCCAAAUGCCCAACGUGUAGAGACAUCGUAGAAGCUUUCAAGAAGGGAAAAGAAAAAACAGCAAAAGCUAACUUUGGUGGUGGAAACACAGAUUGGGAAGAGAGGAAACUUGGAAGCUAUGCAAACAGUGAAACCAGACUAGUUGAAAUUAUGGAAGGACUUUGUGAAGAUAGUGCUUCAGAGUGCCAUGCAAUGGUUGAAGAACAAGAAGAAACAUUAGAGGAAUGGUGGUUUACCCACCAGUUUAAAAAUGAUGACAUGAAUACUUGGUUUUGCAUUGACAAGUUAAAAGUGUGCUGCCCUAAUGGCACUUAUGGUUCAGAUUGUAAAGAAUGUUCAGGAGGAAAAGAUACUCCUUGCAAUGGCCAUGGAAAAUGUGAGGGUGACGGCACAAGGGAAGGAACAGGAAAUUGCUCAUGUGACAGCGGGUAUGAAGGUGACUUAUGUGAUGAGUGCGAGGAGUUGUAUUUCGAGGAGCAAGAUGAAAAUUCUAAGCCUAAAUGCACCGCGUGUCACGAGUCUUGUGCAGACAGUUGCUCUGGCGGCUCACCCAAAGACUGUGAGAAAUGCAAAGAAGGCUGGGAUAUGACAGACGAAGAUGGAUGUAAAGAUAAAAAUGAAUGUGAUGAAGAACAUAUCUGUGGAGAGGGACAGUAUUGUGUGAAUAAUCCAGGAUCUUUUGUUUGUAAAGGCUGCGAUGAUUCUUGUGAAGGCAACUGCACUGGGGAGGGUCCAAAGGGAUGUCUUGAAUGUGCCAGCGGUUAUGUUAAGAAUGACGAAGAAGAAUGUAAAGAUGUGGACGAAUGUUCCGAGAAUUCAACCAUCUGUACCAGCGGAAAAUUUUGUGAUAAUACCCCUGGAUCAUUUGUUUGUCGUUCCUGUCACUCUGCUUGUGAGACUUGUAUCGGAGAGGGGUCUCGAGGUUGUACAAAAUGCAACGCUGGGUAUCAGAUGACCGAGAAUGAAUGUAAAGAUAAGGACGAAUGUUCCUCAGACGAACACAGCUGCGACCGAGAAUCAGAAAAAUGCCGAAAUAUGCCGGGUAGUUUCACCUGCGAUUGUCAGAAAGGCUUCAAACGUGAUGGGGACAAAUGUGUGAAAAAGAAAGCAGUUGUGAAGCAUGAAGAGGAGCAGGAGGAAGAUGAUGACGAGGACGAUGAAAAAGAAAAGGAUAAUAGCAAAAGUGACUCCAGCGAGAAGGAGGAAUUAUGAAACAAUUCUUUUGUAAAAUUGUAAGGGAAUUUAGAAAUAAAUUAUUUAUUCAAUUCUUAACAAA
Messenger RNA from Pocillopora damicornis (cauliflower coral), 1558 nucleotides. Its product is annotated as cysteine-rich with EGF-like domain protein 2. Gene Ontology annotation, molecular function: calcium ion binding. The record is from RefSeq and is a predicted model, not a curated record. NCBI's taxonomy places the organism in Eukaryota, Metazoa, Cnidaria, Anthozoa, Scleractinia, Pocilloporidae.